UGUACCAUUUGACAUCGACAAUCCGCACCGAGUACUUGUUCUAACAUGUUCAUAUUAUUGCUGUGCAGUUGUUUUGCUGGAAGCCUUGCAGCAGAGUUUACAUUGCCAGGGGAAUGCCCUAAUGUCAAAUUACAAGAAAAUUUAGACCACACUAAGUUUUCAGGAGUGUGGUACAACGUUGCGAGUUAUGCCAGCGAUGGGAGAAGCACCUACGAUUGUGCCACCCUUGACUUCCAAGAGGAUAACUUAGGAUAUACCUUGAGAGAGACCUAUGUGACCGAUGACGCUUCGAACAGAACUCAGAAAUCUUACUUUGCAAGAGUCGAUCCUACCUUUGAUGCAGGCAAUAAAGCGCAAUUCAUUAUUAGCCAUGAAAAUGAAGAUCAAGUACUUCAAUUUCCUUUCUUCAUAUUGUCUACGGAUUAUGAUAAUUACGCCAUAGCUUAUACUUGUAAAACUUUAAAAAAGAAGCAACGGACACAUUAUGUGUUCACAUGGGUAUUAUCCAGAAACAAAGAAGCAUUGCAUGGAGAUACGCUCAAAAAGGUCGAGAGUUCAUUAUCAAAGUAUUCGGAAUUGGCUGAAAACCGAAAAUCAUUUGUGAUGAAGGACUUCUCUGAAAGUAGCUGUGCUUUUACCAAUGAAUACAAGAGUAAUUUCUUCACUAGUAAUUUUUGGUGAACAAUAAAAUAUUUUGAGAAA
Achroia grisella is the source of this 702-nucleotide messenger RNA. Its product is annotated as lopap-like. NCBI's taxonomy places the organism in Eukaryota, Metazoa, Arthropoda, Insecta, Lepidoptera, Pyralidae. The transcript is spliced from 4 exons. The record is from RefSeq and is a predicted model, not a curated record. Gene Ontology annotation, molecular function: pigment binding. Bases 46 to 681 code for a protein of 211 amino acids.